CGCCGCGGUCUCGCCUGCGGCUGCUGCUGGGCGCCAGGGGCGCGUCGGAGGAGGAGCCGUCCGCCAUGGAGGCCGAGGUGGAGAAGUUGCAGGCCACUCUCGGCUGCAAGGCGUACGACACGCAGAAGGCCUGCCUGCUCGGCGAGAGGCGGCUGCGCUGCGAGUGGCUGGACGUCUUCAAGUGCAGCGAGAGGGAGGAGCCGCCUCCCCCCGAGGCACUCUCCGACGUAGAGUGCCAGGCCCGCAGCGGCAUGAGGGAGUGCCAGACUGGAAUCGGCUGCAUCUACGACACGGCCCACGGCGGCUGCCACGCGAACCCGCCCGUGUGCGACAAGAUCACCUGCGGCGAGGAG
Messenger RNA from Prorocentrum cordatum, 353 nucleotides. The record is from the annotation of a GenBank genome assembly. Lineage: Eukaryota; Dinophyceae; Prorocentrales; Prorocentraceae.